This is a messenger RNA of Megalobrama amblycephala (Wuchang bream), 1094 nucleotides long. RefSeq names its product N-acetylmuramoyl-L-alanine amidase-like. The transcript has 2 exons. Lineage: Eukaryota; Metazoa; Chordata; Actinopteri; Cypriniformes; Xenocyprididae. The coding region runs from base 213 to 1094 and encodes 293 amino acids. The record is from RefSeq and is a predicted model, not a curated record.
UUUCUUUAUCAUGGGUUUUGUCCGGUUUAUCUGGGGCAUACUAAAAUCAGCUGUCACUUUCUCAAGCCUUAAUCAUCCUUUAUUUUGGAAAGCAGUUAAUCAGUACAUACUUACAUAAGCAUUAGCAUGUAUUUAUAAUGUGUAUGAGGUGCAGGUAGACACAUCCAUUUUACCUGAACAGAGAAUCUUCAGUGCUCAUAAGUUCUGUCCUCAUGGCUUGGAACUUGGGUUUGUUUGUUUCUUUGCUUGUGGUGUUUUCCAGUGGCUUCACUGAAGCCACCACCACAAGACGCAUGGAUGACUUCAUCAGUGCUGUGGAGAGAACUGAAGCUGAGAAUCCAGGGCUUCAGAUGCUCGAUGUGGUCAAAGGUUUACGUAAGGCUGCUGGCUUUGAAACCAACCUCAUCAAGCAUCACCUCGGGGAUCUCAGUGAUGCACACGACCUUGUGACAGAUCCAUCAGUCAUUUCAUACUUAAGCAAGGUCAUUAAGCACAGCAUAUCACAGUUGGGUGAGGAGGAAGGUGUAGUUCUGAUUUUAGAUGGUUCAAAUGUGGCGUUGGCCCCAAUGCUCCUCGGACUUGAGGCUGGGCUGCAGUCGACCAUCCAAAGCCUGUACCCUUUAACCUUGACCGAGAACCUAGUUGCCUCUUUUGUCCAUCAUGCCCACAAUGAGCAAUCCAGCAUUCCUCUGGGCACUAAAGGUUUCUGGGAUAGCAUUAAAUCCCCAAAAGUGUACACUCUCUCUGGUUUGCCCUCCUUGGCAACAGACGCCCUCAUAACCGGAGGUAUUGACGGGCUCAUUCUUGGGUCAGAAGUUGCCACGUCAGACCUUCGUGAGCUUUCACUGAGUGACCUUCUGAAGAGUUACUACAGCCACCAACUUAACGCCGCAGGGUUGGACGCAGUGCCCCGUCUGAUCAGUCAAAAUCGAAGGAUGAACUUUAAAAAGUUUGUCAGCUUCUCUUUGCUGAAAAACCAAGUGGUUCAGGCUCUAACAGUUCGUCGUAACUUAAAUGAGUCUGAGAGGAAGAGGCUGGAUGAUGUCGUGAACGAGGGGUUUGAGGAAUUUGUCCAUGUAUAUGCCGGUAAUUAA